AUGAGGGAGGUCAACUUCAGUAUUCCUAAUGUGAACAAGGCCUCGGUCCAUAUCACUACCACGCUAUACGACCGUCGGGCCCUGGAUUGCACAUCGACUCUACCGCUCAUCAACUCCCUGAACCAUCUUGCAUACCUCACCACCUCGUCGGCCCGGAUUCGGGAAAUCCUCACCGUCGAUGGCGGCAUUGAACGACUGGUGUGCAUCCUCAAGGAGGGCCGGAGUAAGGACUUGAUGGAAAUGUGGAAAUGGAGUCUUGCAUUCCAAUGUGUGGUCAAUAUCGGCGUGCGUGGCUCCGAAGGCGUAAGGACCAGAGUCGUGGAAGCCGACAUGGUCCCCGUCAUCGCCACCAUCCUCCGCAAUUACCUCAAAGUGGUGGAAAAGGUCCGGUCACAGUCCGAUGCCGAGCCCUCGAAACAUCCGUCCUCUUCUUCCUCCCGACAUGCCAAGCACAGUACGGUCGCCCGAGAUGCUUCGGGCCCACCCGCAAACUCGGAGUCGAGUUCCCACGAAUCCCGCCACUCUCGUCGACAGGCCCCUCCGAGCAUCGAAAUCCCCCAGCCUCUCUAUCAAGAUACUCAACCUACCGACUCCGAUGCGAUGGACGUCACUUCUCCUCCCCGGAUGCCGAUGACAUCUCCGCCUGAACAAAGUACCUUUGGUGACGAAGCCAUCAACCAUCGAUCUCACGAAGGACGCUAUCCGCGUCCCGGGCAUCGCCUUCGGGCAAUGCAGCCUCUGGCUACCGCGGUGCCUUCUAUGGAUACUGCCGAUGGAUUUGGGCUGCGGCCUGUGCGUGACACCGAACGACUCCCCAGCAUGCUUCCUGGCUUGCAAACUGGGAUCAUCUCUCAACCCGACUCUCCAACUACCCCAAGUGGCCCUCUUCAGCCCCAGUCAAGGAGCAUCCCACAAGCUACCGCUGCCAGGCAACGCCCUGCACUACAGCAGCAGCUGUCGGCGUCGGGCGAGUCGGACGAUGCCAAUGGCGAGGAUUCGGCAAUGGGAGAGGACAGUGUGCUGGGGCAGACGACCGAACCUCUUGUCAACCUUCCGGAUCGCAUGGACAUUGAGGAGGUUCAUGAACACCAGACAACCAUGCUGGAUGGAGUGUCCACCAAUCACGACCUCACGGUGACCGACCCAUCCGAAGAGGGUCAGGAGGCGGAAACUUUCAACAUUACCCAUCGCUCUACCGUCGAUGGCAGCAUCAUUAAUAACAAUGGCACGGCCCAACCCAAUGGUGGAUUGGGUCUCUCUCCCACGCAAGCCCCCAACAACCCUAAUUCUCCCACUCUCGCUCCCAGUCCCUAUGCUUUGUACCUCCGUGAUCGCAACGCCCCCGCGGCUCAGAACGUCUUGACUACCAUGCCUCGCGAUGAGGACGUCUUGAUGUCUUUGCAACUCUUGGCAUACGUCUCCAAGUACUGCAACCUUCGGUCAUACUUCCAGUACUCUCAUCUCGUUCCCAGGCUCCAGAUUGAUCGUGAGCUUCACCUUCUGGAUGAAAAUGCGGAUCCUUCUACACCUAUCGAGGUGCCUGAGGAGGAGAAUGAGUACCUGCUACCGGACGAUGUCAACAUCUUCCCACUGGUUGAGAAGUUCACUGUCCGGCAUCACUCGAAGGACAUGCAGUACUGGGCGUGUGUGGUCAUGCGAAACCUUUGUCGCAAGGACGAGUCGCGCGGCGGGAUCCGCCAAUGCGCUUUCUGGAAGUGCGGCAAGUGGGAGGAGUUUCAGCGCCAAUUUGCCAAGUGUCGCCGCUGCCGGCGCACCAAAUACUGCAGCAAAGAAUGCCAGAAGGCUGCGUGGGUUUACCACCGCCACUGGUGCCACACGACCCCUUGA
This is a messenger RNA of Penicillium lagena, 1848 nucleotides long. It is a transcript of the gene samB, whose product is annotated as MYND-type zinc finger protein MUB1. NCBI's taxonomy places the organism in Eukaryota, Fungi, Ascomycota, Eurotiomycetes, Eurotiales, Aspergillaceae. Bases 1 to 1848 code for a protein of 615 amino acids. Gene Ontology annotation, biological process: establishment or maintenance of cell polarity; ubiquitin-dependent protein catabolic process. The transcript has a single exon. Gene Ontology annotation, cellular component: MUB1-RAD6-UBR2 ubiquitin ligase complex. The record is from RefSeq and is a predicted model, not a curated record.